This is a messenger RNA of Rotaria socialis, 1392 nucleotides long. Lineage: Eukaryota; Metazoa; Rotifera; Eurotatoria; Philodinida; Philodinidae. The record is from the annotation of a GenBank genome assembly.
AUGCGUCGUUGGUCACCACCAGCACAAAUUAUUCCAAUUACUUCAUUAGAUAACAAUUCAACAUCGAAUACUCCACGAAUGCGUUUGCGCUGCUGUAAAGUUAUCAUAUCUGCAUUGAUUCUGCUAAUACUUAUUAACUUUUCAAUAGUCUAUACUUUACAAAAGGAGUCAUUAUUUAACGAAGAAUAUAAACGUAAACAACAAGAUGAGUUUAAUCAACGACAACAAUUACUAUUCGAUACAUAUAUUCAAGAUAUAUCAAGUACAUUUUUACAAAUAACUGGAAAUAAUCAUACUGAUGAAAAAUUUCUUCUUCAUAUACAAUCAAAAACAUUGAUGAUAUUAAGAGAUUUAGAAGUUAAACGAAAAAAAGACAUUCUCUUAUUUUUAUAUGAAAGAAAUCUUAUUCAAAAUAAUCAAUUAAAUCUAUAUGGAGCUGAUUUAAACAAUGUUGAAUUAACAUGUCCACAUAAUUUUCAUCGUUUUAAUAUAAAGGGCGUAUUAUGGUCAAAUGCUAAAUUUAUUAAUUGUCACUUGACAUCAGCUAAUUUCGAUUAUACAUAUCUCAUGAAUGCUCGAUUUAUUAAUUCAACGCUUCGCGCUGCCUCAUUCAUAGACGCAAAACUUGAUCAUAGCUAUUUUAUACAAACGAUAGUUAUCAACAAUAAUUUUCAUGGAGCUUCUCUUAUUCAAACAGAUUUUCUUCAAGCUGAUAUUGUUCAAGGAAAUCAUUUUUCAAAUUCUGAUUUAUAUCAAGCUAAAUUAACGAAUGAUCAGUUAGAAGGAAAACAAGUUUCAACUAUUAAAAAUCAUUAUUUUCAUGCACGAUUUCCAAAUGGGUCUUUUGGAUCAUUAACGCCGGGAGAAAAUUUAAUUGUCAAUGGAAAUGCUGAAAUGGAGUGUUUUCUUAAUGAACAAACAACAUGGAUAACAAUUGAUCCUAAUACCAUGUUGUCGGCUGAAAAAUUUGAAAAUAUAACUAAUGAAAAUGAAACAAUGAACGCAACUAAUUGGGGCAACUGUUCAUUUGUUAUUUUAGGUAAAACACGUGUUUAUCAAGAUAUCCUUCUAUCUUCAUAUUCGAUACUGAUUGAUACACAUAAUGCUGCAAUUUCUUUUAUGAGUUUUGCUAGUUGUGAUAAAUCUUAUUUUCAAAUUCAUAUGUAUCGUUCUGAUAAUAUUUUACACGAAUCAAUAAUUUAUCGAAAAAUUGAAAAAGUUAUAGAACCAUACAAUGAGAAAUCAAUGGGUCCAUACGGUGGACCUCGACAUCUUUUACGAGCACAUACGAGACGUAUUCAAAUCGAUUUCGGUGUUGAAACACCUGAAGAUUAUAUUAAAUGUCAUUUUGAUAAUAUUACUUUAACUAUUGAUCAAAUGAAAACAUCAUAA